Molecule: messenger RNA, 1477 nt
Organism: Coccinella septempunctata (seven-spotted ladybird)
Lineage: Eukaryota; Metazoa; Arthropoda; Insecta; Coleoptera; Coccinellidae
Product: lysosomal aspartic protease-like
Exons: 9
Coding region: 47-1354 (435 amino acids)
Biological process (GO): cell death; proteolysis
Cellular component (GO): lysosome
Molecular function (GO): aspartic-type endopeptidase activity
Source: RefSeq, a predicted model, not a curated record
UUGUAAUUUGAUAAUCGUUCAACAGUGGAAACCAUCCUUGUAAAUUAUGAUGUACCGUAUUUUUUUCUCAAUUUUUUUUUUGUUAUUCGCGUUGAAUUUCGUACAUUGCAAGCCUCCUGUGUGUAAUAUAACGUCUUCUGAAUAUGAAGGCUUAAAUUUUAUCGAACAUAAUGCGACAAUGAGAAUUCAGAUUGUACGUCAGAAAUCACCCUUUGAACAACAACUUAAUUCUCCUCUUCACGAAUUUGGCCUCAUCAGGGAUUGGUAUGAGAAACCAAAGCCUAGUAAUCGAACCAAUGAUACCGUCAGGCUUUAUAGAUUCCUCAAUAACGAAUUUUAUGGUAAAAUUAUUGUCGGUCACCCAGGACAAGCGUUAAAUGUUGCAUUCGAUACGACGUGGAUCUAUACGUGGUUGCUUUCAUCGCAGUGCAGCGCACUUGAAGAAAUAGGAUGCUAUUUCCAUAACAAGUACAACCACCACGCCUCAUCUGAAUGGAAACCAGAUGGAAGGAAAUUUUCAGUUGUGACCGAUGGUGUCAACUUAACAGGAUUUUAUUCCUACGACAAUAUUUCUAUCACUCACUCAAGCGUUACGAAUUUCAAUUUUAUUGAGAUGACAGCUGUUCCCAAAAGUUUCAUAUUCAACAAGGCGGAUGGCGUAUUAGGACUUGGUUGGGGUACUGGUUCUGGAUAUAAAACAUUUUUUGCCGCUCUUCUGGAGCAGAAGAAAAUCAAGAAUCCAAUUUUUUCGGUCUAUAUAAACAGAAAUCACCAGUCGAAUGCUGCUGGCGAUAUUACACUCGGCUUCGCAGACGGUCGUCACAUCAAAGUGGAUUACGUUGACGGCAAAUACGUUUGUGACAAAAUAAUUUAUCUCAAAACAGAUCCGCUUCCGUACUGGCAGUUCCAGAUGGACAAAGUUUUACUCGUCAAAAAUCCAAAAAAUACGAAGGCCUACUGCCAGACUAAAUUCCCUGACGGUACCGUUGGAUGUAAAGCUGUUAUAGACACCAGUUCAAACAUGAUCAUAGGACCAGCAAAGGAAAUAACAGAUCUUCAUAAUGAAAUGGGGGCAACUAAAUUGAUUUUCGGAAGAUAUUCUGUGGAAUGUGACAAAAUCAACCAGCUGCCUCCUAUCGAAUUCAUUAUUGGAGGAAAAAAUUUCACACUGAAAGGACCUAAUUAUAUAACCAGGUUUUCUUACCGUUCACUUACCAUUUGUGUAUCGGCCUUCCAAGCAGCAGAGAAUGACCAAGAGGAGACAAGGUGGAUAUUGGGAGGAGCUUUCCUAUCCGAAGUCUACACCAUUUACGACUAUCAUAAUCAUGUUAUUGGACUCGUCAGGGCAGCUUGAACAAUUUUUACUCUUCACAUAUUAAUUUUUUCAGUUAUAUUCUUUUCAUUUUCUACGAUAAAACUGAUUUAUAGUGCCAAAUGCUUUAUAUUCGAAUAUUUUUAAUAAAAAUUAUAUGAAGAA